UCAAUGUCACGAGAUAAUUUGCAUUCUUCAUUCAAAAUGGCUGCUCGACCAGAUGAAUUGACAGAAGUAGAUUAUGCGCUGUAAAAUUAUGUUUAAAUAGUUUGCAAUGCGCGAAAUAAAUUUUUGACGUUGGAUAGUGAAAAUAUGAAACGAGAUGCAACCUGUCACUAGCCCAAUUGACAGGUGGUGAUUACAAAGUGUUGAACAUUGAACCCGUUGGAGCUCUUGACUCCCAAAUAACAAGGAAUAGGAGAUAAUUACUGUUCACAUAGAUGACUCAUUAAUGCAUCACCAAAUGUAAUUCUAAUAAGACUUUCUGGGUCUCAUUAAUAUUCAAAAUGUCUAAUUCACUGGCGGUAACUGACGGGGCAACUGCCAAUCUGUAUCUUGCUUUGAUACAAUGUUUUGCAAUCAUAUUAUGCGGAUACAUAGCUGGGAGAUCUGGAAUAAUUACAAAAUCCGAAGCAAAAGGAUUAAAUACCUUUGUGGGGACUUUUUCACUACCUUCUUUAAUUUUUAUAUCAUUAGCUCAGCUCGACCUCGGGCUAGUCAAUUGGAAAUUUUUAAUCGCUGUCACUUUUGCCAAGGCUAGUGUAUUCAUUGCAGUUGUCACGAUUACUCUAUUGAUUUCUCGCCCUAUAAAUCCUGGGAGGGCAGCUCUAUUCGCAAUAUUUGCUACUCAGAGUAACGACUUUGCCAUCGGCUAUCCCAUGAUUAAUGCUUUGUACGGGAAAAUCCACCCAGAGUAUUCGGCGUACCUAUACCUGAUGGCACCAAUAUCUUUAGCGAUGUUAAACCCUGUUGGCUUUGUUCUACUAGAAAUAAAUAAGCGAAGAUCCGAAGACAGAACUUGUGGAUGGUCUCUCUUCGGGUCCACGGCAAAAGGAAUUGCACUGAAUCCUGUCCUUUUAAUGACAGUUCUGGGGAUAGCGGGGAACUUCAUAUUCAAACAUACAAUUCCUGACUUGCUUGAGGCAAUCCUGAAAGUAUUCGGCGACGCUUUUUCUGCUAGCGCUUUAUUCCUCCUAGGGCUAAUGAUGGUGGGGCAAGUUCACACGUUGAAGGGCAGAGCUCUGGUCAUACCCGGAAUAUUAAUAUCUGCAAAACUGUUGGUCUUGCCCCUUGUGAUACGACAAUCUGUAAUUUUGUUGAAUGCUGGAGAAAAUGCAAUGGACACCAGGGAUUUGAGCACGUUUGGAUUCCUAUACGGAACCUUGCCUACCGCUCCAGCUCUGUUUGUAUUCACUCUGCAAUAUACUCUGGAUAUAAAUCUGAUCGCCUCUGCAAUGGUGGCUUGUACUUUCUUGUCCGCUCCACUGAUGUUUGUCUCUGCAAAAAUGAUCGACGCUCUAAGCAACAACAAUAAUGGCACAGAUUACACUCGCGAAUUGAGUGCCUUUGCUCUUGAUGCAAGCGCUGCUUCGACCGCCGCCUGUUGUUGGCUCAUCGUCUGUUUCAUUGUCUUUGGAAGACAAAGAUAUAAGUUUGUCACGCACAAAAUCACUUUGUGUCUAAUUGUUGCACAGUUAAUAACAGCAAUUGGUGUUAUAAUUUGGUCGCAAAUGGAAAAAACGAAUACGAAGUCAGCAUUAUGGUACCUUCAAUUUGUCAUGAUAACUGGGGGGGUUUACGCUAGCCGAAUAUGGACAGCUGUACUUGCAGCUACUUUGUUAUUUUUGAGCAGUCGAUCAUUGUCCUUUGUGAACAAAUUACAACAAUGGAUUCUUCCUAUUGGUUGGGGGUUGCCAAUCCUGAUAGUAAGUUUGAUGGCUGCACUUGUGACUCCUUCUGGAACAGAUGAAUUCGAUAAGGGAAGUCCAAACUUUCAAUUGGGAAAAAUUCAAGCAGCCAUAUCUAUCUUCUUGCUUGUAUUUUGUUUCGUCGUGACUCUGGGCUGCCUGGUGUUACAACAAAGGUAUCAACGUAGAUCCAUGUCACUUGGUUAUUCGAGUCUUACAUCACCUUUAACGACUUCUAAUGGAGUGAUGGCCCAAAACGUGGUUGAUGUAGAGGAUCUGAUGUCCGAAAAUGCUGACAUCUUGAGACACCAAUGUGAAUUGAACAACGGAUGUGCCAAUGGCAUAAUGUGUUCAAUGAAUCAAGAAAGGGGUUUAGGAACAGAAAGUGGUGAUGAACAUUCUGACGAGGAGGUCGCCGCCCAGCAGCCAGAGGAUCUCCAAAUCUUGCGGCAUCUCGUUCUUCUGAUUUUAUUGCUGUGUUCGAUGUUUGUCGGCUUGGCGCUGUCUGUGGGGACGUUGAUUAUGGAACAGUUAUCUGGGGUCUAUGCAGAGCUUGCUUUUUUGGACGUGGCCUUGAAUUUUGGACAAUCUCUGAUUGCUUUUGCAAUAUUUGGUCUUGAUCCAGGAUUAGAUGCUUUGGGAAGGGCGGUAAAAAAGCUUUAUCAAAAGUUACCGAGACAAGAAGUAUUGCAGUUACCAGACGAAGAUGCGUUGCCAGCAGAGGUGAGGGAAGUCCGUGAACAAUUUGCUCGUUGUCAUUUGACAGAAUGUCGCACUCGCAUAGCCGCAUGUCGCAGACGUCUUUUGCGUGUAUACAGAGGUGUUUUUACUGGCACCGACCUCGUUGACUGGCUCUUAGAAGCCGGACUGGUACCGGACCGCACUGAAGGUGUACGAUAUGGAAGAUGUCUCCUCGACGCCAGAGUUCUGUGUCACAUUGACGGGACGGAGCAUUUCCAUGAUCGGAAUUUGUUGUACACUUUUCGAGCUUAAUUUUUAGCAAAAUUCACCUUGUUUGUUGUUGUUUAUUUAUGAAAAUUAUAUAUUUAUGUAUGACGUUGAA
Molecule: messenger RNA, 2802 nt
Organism: Athalia rosae (coleseed sawfly)
Lineage: Eukaryota; Metazoa; Arthropoda; Insecta; Hymenoptera; Athaliidae
Gene: anchor
Product: integral membrane protein GPR155
Exons: 10
Coding region: 339-2732 (797 amino acids)
Biological process (GO): transmembrane transport; intracellular signal transduction
Cellular component (GO): membrane
Source: RefSeq, a predicted model, not a curated record